This is a messenger RNA of Crotalus tigris (Tiger rattlesnake), 3911 nucleotides long. RefSeq names its product trans-golgi network protein 2 (gene TGOLN2). Bases 59 to 1633 code for a protein of 524 amino acids. The transcript is spliced from 4 exons. The record is from RefSeq and is a predicted model, not a curated record. Lineage: Eukaryota; Metazoa; Chordata; Lepidosauria; Squamata; Viperidae.
AGGGACUUUCCUAUUCCGCUCGCAAGUGGGCGGAAGUAGAAGUCGUUCCUGAGCCGGCAUGGCGCCGUCUUGGUACUGGGGUCUCCUCCUGUGUCAGCUGGCUGCCUGGGCGAGUGCGGCGCCCGUGGACCCAGAAAAGAACCAUGGGAAGACGCUGGCGGAGAAUAGUCCAGAGUUCUCCAGUCAUCACACACAAUUAACACACUCGACUCAAGGUGCUUCAGGCACAGCCAUAAGUUCUGCAGACCCUAAAUCACUUCAGAUCACACAAAAUAAUCCGCCACAGGCACCUCAGCAAGAUUCUGGUAAAUCAAAGGGAACAGAAAAUUCAUCAAUUAAUUCCCACUCAGGUGGUGCUGAAUCCACCAAAACUGAGAAAGACAAAGAUAAGUCUAGAGAAGGUCAGACAGGCAUAUCUGAUACAUCAUCUGUUCCAGAGCCAAAAACUAAGCAAUCAAAGCAGGAAGAGGAGCUAUCAAUUAAAACCCCGAAGAAGUCUGAGGGUCCUGCUCAAGACUCUCGAAAAAUAGAUUCUGUUCAAACUAAAAAUAGUCAGGAAAAGCCUGAUGAUUUGGAAGAAUCUGAGACAGACGCUUCACAUCCAGAUUUAAACGCUAAGGAAGUAAAACCACCAAAAAUCUUAGAACCAAAAGACCAGAAUCUCCAGCCACGUCUGCCUGUUCAAAAACCUGCUUCUACAAAGGAAGAUUCUUCUGAAGUCAUCAAUGCUCAGGAAGACACCUCUUUUCCAAAGCAAAAAACUAAGGACUCAAAGCAGGAAGACGACCUAUCAAUUAAAAACCCGAAUGCCAAGUCUGACGAUCCUGCUCAAGACUCUCAAAAAAUAGAUUCUGUUCAAACUAAAAAUAGUCAGGAACAGCCCGGUCAUUUGGAAAAAUCUGAAACAGACGCUUCACAUCUAGAUUUAAACGCUAAGGAAGUAAAACCACCAAAAAUCUUAGAACCAAAAGACCAGAAUCUCCAGCCACGACUGCCUGUUCAAAACCCUGCUUCUACAAAGAAAGAUUCUUCUGAAGUCACCAAUGCUCAAGAAGACACCUCUUUUCUAAACUCAAAAACUAAGGAACCAAAGCAGGGAGAUGACCUAUCAAUUAAAGUUGUGAACAUCCAGUCUGAUGCUCAAGACCCUUCUUCAAACUUAAAUCCUGUUCCAGCCAAAAAUAAAAAAACUAACACCGACAUUUCUGAUCCAGGUUUUUCUGAAGAAGAGACAAAUGAUGAGGAGUCAAAACAAACGGAAGACACAUUAGCAAAAGACCAGGAUCCUCAAUCAGAUCUCCCUGUUAAACAUCUUCCAAAGUCAAAUCCCGUGGAAUCCAAAAAAGCUGAGGAAGAGGUAGUCGAUCCUGAAGAUGAACCAAAGAAAGGGUUGGGUGAUGAAAAGAAAAAGAAUGCAAAGCAUGAGGAAGAUUCUGAGGGGACACCCAAGAAUGGAUCUGAAAAUAGCCACUUCUUUGCCUACUUGGUGACCACCGCUAUUGUUGUUGCUGCACUAUACAUUGCGUAUCAUAAUAAACGGAAAAUUAUUGCUUUUGCUCUAGAAGGAAAAAAAUCAAAGACAGCCCGAAGACCCAAAUCCAGUGACUAUCAACGAUUGGAUCAAAAGAUCUAAACCCAGACUUUCUGCACGCUCCUGUGUCGCAUGAGAAACUCAUUUUGAAAACGGCACAUAGAAACACGGACGAUGUCCAGCCCUUCGUCAGUACAGCCUCAGAGCCUAUUGGCUGUGCUACUAUGCCUGGGGGGGGGGAGGUGGGGGCAGGGGAGAGCAACGAAAGUGCUUUUAAUUGUGCCUAUGCAACUUUGCCCAUUGUCAUGCCUCAUUUCCUCUUUCAAAGCUCUGGGCUGUUAAUUCCCCUUUCAGUGACUUGAUGUAGGGGUGUUUUUUCUCCCACGUUGUGACUCAGAACCAAAUCAAUAGGCAGUGCUCUGUGGCUUUCCUCUAAAUGAUGCGGUACUUACUGUCUGUGAAAUUGAUCCUAAGGAAUGUGGAAUGAGCAGGCUGACUUUGCCUCCUAGAUUCAGUGAUGUUAGAAUCAUAGUCAAUGUCGUGCGUUGGAGCAGAGUUUAUGCAGAUUGAUUCCUGUCCCUAUAGCGCCCUGUUCCGCUGAGGCACGCGUCGCCCGAUGCACUGAUUGAAUAUCUCCUGUCCAUAGACGGCAGUAUGGAGAAAGUGACUAUCCUGUACUUCCCGUCUUAAGUGUCAGUGUAGGUGAACUGACAGUGUUUUAAUGCUUGGCUUAACACAGCCCAAGUCUUGGGCUGAUCACUUAGAUCAGCUGCGCCUUUUCUGAUGCUAGGCUGCAGGUCAAUUAACGUGGCUUGAAGAAUGUCGGCUUUAAUAUUCGUCAUCCCACCAGGCUCUGCCAAGCAUCUCCAUUAAUUAAGAUCUUUCCAAUCCUCACCUCCGCAUUCCCAUGAUUGUCUUCAGAAGGAGAACAAUCACGUUGGGGGAACCGUUGUAAUCCAUUGCAAAUUGCACAAACCACCCAACGGCAAUAGGAGCUAUUCAGAAUCAAAAGUCUACUAUUCUGGCGGAAGACCGCCACUCACUUUUGAAUCCCAGAAAGGAAGUGCUUGUGUAAAUCUUUCAUGGGCCCAUUCCACCCCAUAGCUAUGCGAAGGACACAAAAAACAGGAGUAGAUCAAUGGCACCAUUUUAUAGAGAGGGGGCAGAAGAUGGCAGUUCAAGAGUAGGGGUGGUGCGUAUAUUCCUCUCCCCCUCCCCGCCGCCCAUCUGAACUCAGCACUGGUGUUUCUAUAAUUGCAUAGACAGUCCUGUAAUGUGAAGCAGCUUUUUCAUAUUGUCACUGGCUUGAAUUUGUCCUGUGGCCUUUUAUGUUUAUGUUUUGUAUGACAUGAGAAAUUUUCCGUUUUCAUUUAGUAGGUUUCAAAUAUCUUCAUGAGAAGCCAGGUUGCCUUGAGCCUUCAUCAAAUGAUAGGAUAGUCAGCCUGGGUUUCCAAUUCCCUGUCCACUUUCUGCACUUCUUUCCCUUAACUUCUGCAGGUGGUCACAGAAUGAGACAGUCACUUAAGGCCUUUAUGUCUUGAGGCAAGCCAAAGCAUUUCUGUAUAAAAUACUUCCUGCCGAUAGGAAGCUUCCAAAAGAAUUUUGGGCAACUCCUUAUCAGCUGUAUGGAUCUCAGUUUUCAAGGAGUUAGAAUGACAGAGAAGCAGUCAAACUGAUCCUCUUCCGUCAUCCAGCAGCUUGGUGUGCAACCUCAUUCUGGCUCUGAAGAGAUUAAGUCAAGAAAAUCACCUUACUGCUGGGUGAUCCUUUAGAUGACGUAAAUAGGGGAAGUAUAUUGGUAUCUCUGGGAAACCCAGCUGCCAGCUUGUGUGUGUGGUUAAUGUGUAACCUAACACAUGACAAAAAGUCAGAAGAACAGGGCCGUGGGAUGUUUCCAGGCCAUGAAAUGGCCUUUCUUACCUUGGAGCUAGCACAUGACUGUCAAUCUUAGUAUAACAUAUAAUUUUCUGGAGUGCAAUAGAAACUUUGAAGCUCUGAGCAUCACGGGUGGAUGACUUCUAUCAUUGAAACGCUUUUGUCACUUUAUUAGUUAUGAAGGAAUUGUUGGAACCUAAUCAAUUUUAUGGCAUUUUGAUUUUCGGCACGAGGUUCAAGUUUAAAUAGGUAAAAGCUUGCUUCAUAUUCUUUGUGCUCAGGUUGUAAUUUUUUUUUUUUUUUAAAUCUCAGUUCAGUUGAGUUCCAUUGCUGGAUUGUUCUCUUCCAAAUGUCAAAAUCAGCUCUCUUCCCCGUUUGAAACCACAAGUGUGUGUGUGUUUUUUGGAACUGGCCAGCUUUAAAAGAAAGACACCUUAAACGUUCAGAUUUAUUUUUUAAUCUUUGUAAUCUUAGUGAACAAAUAAUAAAUGGCUACACCACUGUU